AUAGCUGAGUGAAGCAGUUGGCAACUACGGACAAGUGUCAGUUCAGUUUCAUCGCUGCUGUCAAAUGUGGAUGGUGUUUACGUUUUGUAAAACUAUUUUUGUGAUCGUUUUGCCUAGUUUUUGUUAAUUAUUAUUAUUUUUAUAACUACGCUUUACUUCGUAGUUUUUAACGGUGCAAUAGAAUUGUGAUAUUACCAUUGAAUUCCUUAGAACCAUGUCAGAUGUCAAGAGGUGAAUAAUUUUGUGUUUAGUGUUAGUUGUGAGUGACGGUUUUUGAUAUUUUUUUCGGAUUUGGACCGAUAGCUGAAAAGGUAUGGGCAUGGCAAUAAUACUACAUACACAGUAAGGAGAAGGUUAUCAAAAGUGGGAUGAACACCGUUGGAGCCUCAAGAACACAGUGCAAAGUUGUGUGAGUGGACCCUGAUGUGGUUGUGUGCGUGAGUGAUACCAAGUGUCAUGUGUCAGUCAUGGCGCGCGCUGGCGCUGCUCGCGGUGCUGGGGUGGAGCGGCGCGGUGCGCGAGAGCAUGUACCACAACCAGUUCGCUGUGCACGUGCCCGCCGGGGCGCAACACGUGGAUGACAUCGCCGUGAGGCAUGGGUUCGUCAACCACGGACAGAUCGGCUCACUCAAGGGGUACUAUCUGUUGUCACAUCACGAGGUCCGCAAGCGCUCAACAGAACCCAGUCAUGAUCACCACAAGAAACUAAACGAUGAACCACAGGUACACUGGGUCCAGCAGCAGCGAGAGCGGAGGCGAGUCAAGCGUGACUACUCGCCGUACGAAGGCAUCUGGCCGCGUCGCUUGCAAUCCCGCGGCCGGCUUCAGCACCCCCGCGCUCUCACCUCGGCGGCAUUCUUCCCUGACCCACUGUUCAAGGAGCAAUGGUAUUUGAACGGUGGUGCAAAAGAUGGGCUAGAUAUGAAUGUGUCACCAGCUUGGCAAAAAGGCUACACAGGCAAAGGCGUUGUAGUAUCAAUCUUAGAUGAUGGAAUACAAACAAAUCAUCCCGACCUUGCCCAAAACUAUGAUCCUAACGCAUCCACCGAUAUUAACGGCAACGAUGACGAUCCCAUGCCACAAGAUAACGGCGAUAAUAAACACGGCACGAGAUGCGCUGGAGAGGUAGCUGCCGUUGCAUACAACCAGUACUGCGGAGUAGGCAUCGCUUACAACGCCAGCAUAGGCGGCGUGAGAAUGUUGGACGGUGUAGUGAACGAUGCCGUCGAGGCUAGGGCCCUGGGGCUCAACCCGGACCAUAUUGAUGUGUACAGCGCCUCGUGGGGACCUGAGGAUGACGGUAAAACGGUCGAUGGACCGGGGCCGUUAGCACGGAGAGCAUUUAUUUACGGAGUCACGAGCGGCCGCAGAGGUAAAGGAUCUAUCUUCGUAUGGGCAUCAGGAAACGGUGGACGACAUACAGAUUCUUGCAAUUGCGAUGGUUACACUAAUAGUAUAUUCACGCUAUCCAUCUCGAGCGCUACUCAAGGAGGAUAUAAACCCUGGUAUUUAGAAGAAUGCUCGUCAACUUUGGCAACAACAUACAGUUCAGGCACUCCAGGCCACGAUAAGAGUGUAGCCACUGUUGAUAUGGAUGGAAGAUUAAGACCUGAUCAUAUUUGUACUGUAGAACACACAGGUACUUCUGCGUCCGCUCCCCUCGCCGCUGGAAUUUGUGCUUUAGCGCUAGAAGCUAACCCAGACUUAACUUGGAGAGAUAUGCAAUAUUUAGUAGUUCUAACAUCACGCCCUCAACCUUUAGAAAGAGAAACGGGCUGGAUAGUCAAUGGCGUCAAAAGGAAAGUUAGUCACAAAUUCGGAUAUGGCCUCAUGGAUGCAUCUGAGAUGGUGAAUUUAGCAGAAGAAUGGGUGUCAGUUCCUCCUCAACAUAUCUGUAAAUCUCAAGAAAUCAACGAAGACAAAUCAAUCGAAUCCACUUUUGGCUAUACGUUGUCGGUGCAUAUGGACGUGAAUGGCUGUGGCGGUACUGUCAACGAAGUACGAUACCUAGAACAUGUUCAAUGUAAAAUAUCGUUAAGAUUCUUCCCUCGCGGUAAUUUGCGUAUAGUACUUAAAUCCCCUAUGGGUACUGUAUCGACUUUGCUUUUUGAAAGGCCACGUGAUGUAGUGAGCUCGAACUUUGACGAGUGGCCGUUCCUUAGCGUUCACUUCUGGGGUGAACAAGCAGAAGGCAGAUGGACGUUGCAGAUCAUCAACGGCGGCAACAGACACGUGAACCAGGCGGGUAUACUAAAGAAAUGGCAACUCAUAUUUUAUGGAACAAAUAUUGACCCAGUGAGAUUACGUAAUAAGCGACCAUUGUCCGGAUCCCCUCCGUUAGCGUUCCCAACUGCCGCAGACGGUUACGAAGCUAUCGGGGAUUCUUUUUACAACACUGACGCGUUUGCCAACUAUCAGAACUUUCCGACACUAUUCGCCGCCGGCUCAAACCCGGAGAAGGCGGUAGCUCGGCUCGACGGACACAACGUCCCUUCACCGCAGGGGGAGAGUGUCCUGGCUGAUAGCAACGACAGGCGCGUCGUGCAUGACUGUGAUCCCGAAUGCGAUUCUCAAGGCUGCUAUGGUAAAGGUCCUACUCAGUGCAUUGCUUGUAAGCACUAUCGAUUGGACGACGCCUGCGUUUCACGGUGUCCCCCUAGGAGCUACGCUAACCAAGGCGGAGUGUGCUGGCAGUGUCACGAAUCUUGUGAGACGUGUGUCGGACCUGGAUUGGACUCUUGUUUGACUUGUGCGCCUGCUCAUUUGCUAGUAGCAGAUUUAGCAGUUUGCUUGCAGCAAUGCCCAGAUGGCUAUUGGGAGGACAGUGACUCUUCAGUUUGCCGUCCGUGUGCUGCUCAUUGUGCGACUUGCUCCGAACGAGCGGACUCUUGCAAUUCCUGCGAUCACCAUUUGCUACUUCACAGCGGUACAUGCUUGACUUCUUGUCCUCCUUCCUACUAUGAAACCGAUGACUAUGGUUGCGCCAAGUGCCAUCCCUCUUGUGAUACUUGCACUGGUCCGGGAGAAUCACAGUGCGUUACAUGUUACGCUUCCCACUACGCAAUUAAUGGACAGUGUAACACUUCAUGCCCUUCUGGAUACUAUGCUGAUAAGAAAAGAAGGGAAUGCGUCAAAUGUCCCAUAGGUUGUUCAACAUGCACGAACGGUUUCUGCCUGGCCUGCGAGCCCAAAUGGGAGCUCAACAAGAAAGGCAAGUGCGUGCUGUUGGGUGGCGACCAGUGCAUGUCGACCGAGUUCAUCGAGGACGGGCAGUGUCGACAGUGUCAUUCUGCCUGUGACACGUGCUACGGACAUGACGAAGAACAUUGUUUAACGUGCCCGUCACCGAACCUGUUGCAGGAUAACAACAGAUGCGUCACCGACUGCGCUCGGGGCUUCUACUCUGAAGCGGGCCGCUGCGCACGUUGCACUCACGGCUGCUCAGCGUGUGUGUCGCGACUCAACUGUACGGCCUGUGCUGGUGCUCUGCGUCUGCAGUCCGGGUCGUGUCGCGCCACUUGUGCUGACGGGUACUAUGCGGAUCGCGGGACUUGUACAAAAUGCUACCUCUCUUGCCGAACAUGCAUAGGGCCGCGGCGAGACCAGUGUGCUUCGUGCCCCGCAGGCUGGAGGCUUGCGGCCGGCGAGUGCCAUCCUGAAUGUCCGCAGGGUUUCUACCAAACUUCAGAUGGAUGCCGUCGCUGCCACCACUACUGUCGCGAGUGCGACGGCUCCGGCCCGCUCCACUGCAAGUCUUGCCCGCCUCGCUUCAUGCUCGACGGCGGGCUGUGCAUGGAGUGCCUCGGUUCGCAGUACUAUGAUACGAGCACCGGCAUGUGUAAAGCGUGCGAUGCUAGCUGCAGGACUUGUUCCGGCCCUGGACAGUUUAGUUGUACCGCGUGCUCCAGGCCGCUGCGGCUCGACAGGCUCAACAACCAAUGCGUGACGUGUUGCGCGGACCGAGGCACUGCCGCCAACUCAACGGCUGUCGACUGCUGUCACUGUCACCCUGAAACAGGGGAGUGCAUAAACUCAUCCGUGGCGGGCAAACGGCGGAUCGCCGAGUACGGGGCGCUGCGUACGGAAAGCGUGCGUGCGGCCCCGGGCGUCGCUGCGGUCGUCCUGGCCGUCUGCGCCGCCGCCACUGUGCUGUUCCUGGCUGUGCUGCUGGUGUUACAGGCUCGCACCAAACGCGAGCCCGUGACCCGUUCCCGAGGCGUCGUAUACUCGCCCCUAGCCUGUACCGACGAUGGCGAGGUCUCCGUGCUGACCACCCGCAGCGCUUGCCCCGUCAAACUCGAGCACAAGCUCGAGCACCAACUCGAGCCCGAGCUCGAGCACGAGCCCCUGCUCGAGCAACGCACGUAGCGCGCUGUGAUCAUAGCAGUAAGUUGUGGUACUUCCCACUAGUUCUGUCUCCAUAUAGGAAUUCUUGUGGCGUCAUUUUUAACGUUCUUUACCAAUCGGUGCCCUUUAGCGUGUAUUGUCACUUGUUUUUUGCGCGCGGCCCGCGCAUUUACGUAUGAAAUGGGCCAAUCUAAUGGUAUCUAUUGACAUACGAAUGGUACGUAAUGUUUGCCCGAUUAUGAACCUUAUCCAUUAAGUAUUAAGGUUUAUGGAACAAAUGGGAAGUAUCCGUUUGUACACGUGGAUUACUAGUGAAUCCGACGUGGAACAAAAGCGGGAGAGCCCCGAUAGUGUAAGUCACAACGUUAGUUAUACGAAUUUGAAUUUGGAUUUUUAUGUAUUGUUGAUAUUUUAGGGCCUAUCGUGUUUUAGAGCAUUGUAUGUGUGGGCUUUGAGUAUUUCAGACUAACGUUUUUCUCUAUAAAACCCGUUUGGAAUAUAUGCGCUUAUUACACUAUGUUCGCUAGAACAGAUGACAAGUUCAUAAGCUGUUCAAAGAUAAGCGCAAGUCAUACGCGUUUUAGAAACGAGAAAAAAUGGUAGUUUGAAAAUGCUUUAUAUCCCGAAAAGCGCGCUGUAAAAAGUUUUUAAAAUAUCCGAUUGGUUUACAAAUAACUAAUGCAUAAUUAUAUCCCCUAAAAGUUCACGACCGGUACUUCUGUGCCCAAUUAGUGUAUAUAUAAUUAUAGCUAGCUAGAUAUGAAUUAUAAAUAUUAUAAUUGAACAAAAUUAAAAUGUGGGGAUCAACGCCCUCUGUUAUACCUACAUCGGUAUUGUGAUAUGGAUUAUCUACCUGUAAUAUUGAUUAGCCAAAUGUUUGCUGUUGCCUUGUUUGCGUAAUACAAGUUUCUCGUGCCUACCGUGUGUACUCUGCUUUAAACUUGUUUAAGCUUUAAGCAUGUUUCCUUGACGUGUUUAUGUUCGAUCAGUUCUAUAAUUACACUUCGUAUAUAAAUACUAAAUCGGGAAUCUACUUAAUCAAGUGAAAUUAAUUUUACAUGAUUGUUACAUGUGCUCGGCAAAAUAUUUCAGACCUAUUUAGGUUUUAGAAGUGGUUAACACUAUGCAGAACUACUUCUAAUUAUAACUUUUUGUUUACCACUGUUUAAGUGAAGAACCGUUUAACCGUUGCUUUUCCGAGUAGGUACUGGACUUAACUUUCUGCUUUCAAUUUUAAUUUACCAAUCGUAAUGUAACAUUGUCAAACUUGGAUACAAUGUCGCUAAGUACCCCAGCGUCAAGUCAAGAAUAACCUACAUUUGAAACUGAUAGUCAAACUUGGUCUGGUAGCCAACUACGACAAAGUUUAGUUAGUCACUUUCAAUGUUAUAUCUCUUUGACCUCGCUUUCAAAUUUAGCAGAUACUGGCACUACAGUUUCAGUGAGUGAUAUAUUAUCUUAUUUUAAGCAGCAGCAAACAUGGAGGGCGAAACAAGCCAUAGUCGAUGCCAGAUGAUUCGUAACAUGUAAGACGAGUCGAACUCAUUUGUAUACGUCACAAUCGCAUCGCUUCUCAAAUGCCUAAGCUUAAUCACAUACAACUGAACUACGAAAUGCAUGGAUUCUCAAACGUUGGCAGUUGAAUACGAACACAUAUGGUAUUGUAUCGGCUCUGAUGAAGCUACAUUUGAUACCAAGAAGCAUUGUUCAAUGUUCAACUGCGCAUGUCUAUUAUAGUUCUGUUGUUUGUGGCUUAAUAUACUUUUAUGUAGUACGUAGGACACAAAGUUACCAUAGUUAUUAUUUUAAUGAAUUGUACAAUUUAUUCCGUCAGCCCCGUAUGAUGUUUAUUAGGAAAAAAUAUAUUUCGCUCCCGUAACUCGUUUUCUCUUAGUUGUGAAGUCUAGUUUUAGUAUAGUUAGUAAAAUUAUAAUCGCUUAUUUCGUAAUGCCAUGCUGUGUGGACAUUUUAGCAUUGAUUUUGCAUUAGGGCCUUAAUCCACUUACUAGUGGUGGCGCCAACGACCGCAGUGGGUGGUUGCCUGCCCUGGCGUUAUGAUGCCAAGCACCCGUGGUAAAAUGCGAUUUUAAAAUAUUCAUGAUAACCUUUGCAACUUCAGACCGACUUCGGAACAUGAUAUUUUACUCAGGCCAUGAAAUCGUAUAAAUUUGCGCUUUAUUAUUAUUUUGCUCUGAGCAAAAUUGGACAGAUUUACGCUAAAGUUAGUUUGAGUAGGUGAAACACAGUUUAUUUUAAAUGUGGGGAUAUAGUAUUACAAAAUCCUUAUAGUAUUCCACUUAUCUCGACGAUUCGCUUACAUAAUAAUCCUAAUAUAAUUUAUAAUUUCUAUAACCUCUUAUUUAAAGAGUAAUGUCACAAACUAUUAUUUAAAAAUAUGGAUUAGAUAUAGUUUAUCAAAACAUAUUUUUGAAAUCCACAAGCAGAGUUUACAUUAACGUACUAAUAUGUUUUCUUAACUCCUUGAACCAAAUUUUACGCCCUUAAUUUACGAAGCUAUUCUAAUCUGGCCUAUUGGUUGUAAUAUGGGACGUAUAUAUGAUAUGGGAUCCUAAUAUUUUUAACAGACUAUAUUUGUAUUACUUAAUUAAUUGAUGAGUGAGGGGUAUCUAAAGUGUUUUGGUCAUACGUAUGAGAGCCAAACUAAAUUUAACUAAAUAAUAAAAUUCUGUAAGAUUUUUGUUCAAGUUCAAAGAGUUAAGAGCUUGCUUAAUGUAAACGCCCCUUGCAUGUAAAAUUUAUAAAAUACUAUCCAAUGUCUGUAGUAUUUUAACCGUCGCGCGAAGUUUUUUGAAACUAAGAAAUUAGUUUAAAGGCCGACUAUUGUAUGGUAAUUGUAUGCUUCAUCUAUAAAGUUGGCUUUAGUGGAUGCUUUUUAUAAGUUCGAAUAGCUUCACGCGACGAUUCUGAUUGAUUUGUACAUGUCGUUAUAUUAAGUUUGGAUUUAUUAUCGAUCGCAAAUCAUGUCAAAGCAGACACUUGUAAUUCAGCCACAGUAGGCAGAAUAAUCAAAGAUGAUACGUUACCACUCCCAUUAAACAUGUAAAUAACUGUAAUAAUUGUUAACCUAUUGAUUAAAUGUGAUUACAAAUGACAAUUUACUAUUUUGAAGGAUUGAUCACACUGUUAUACAGUUUGCUGUGUGAACGACUUUUGGGCUUCGGUAUGAUCGAUCAUUUAGUCACAACACUAUUUAUAUUAAUGGUUCAAGUAUAGCGUUAGUAGCGUUACUGCGGUCCGCCACUUGUUGAAAUGUCUUUAAGGUUUUAUACGUAUUAUACCUGAGUAUGGAUAGAUGGCGUUGUCUACAAAGCGAAAGGGCGUCAAUCAAUUAAAUUAAAAUCGAAAGACACUUCAACAACUCACGUUCUGUAUUUGACUCUCUUUAUUUUUCAAUUGUAUUUGUCAGUUUUGUAAUUAUAAAUUAUACAUUUGAAAAUAAUUGUAUUUGUCUUGGCGAAAUUGUAUCAAUUUAUUUUUAGUUAAAAUUAAUUUUAAGUAGGUACUUGAAUUAUUAAUCAUUUAAUCUUGACAUCUGACUCAAACAGAGUUUAAUGAAAUAUUAGUGCCUACGAAAACUUAUAGUAAGAUGAUUUUAUGUUAGUCAAAACUGUAUUACAUAUUUGUCCGAUGAAACAUGGUAUUUAUUACAGUUUUAUAUAGUUUCAUUUUAAUGGGAAUAUUUUUAAUUAAAACUAUAUUUUUGUAUGAAAAGAUCUUAUGUGCAAUUAUAAAUAUUUGUAAUAAAAAAGUAUGCGUCAA
Cydia pomonella (codling moth) is the source of this 8127-nucleotide messenger RNA. Its product is annotated as furin-like protease 2. Lineage: Eukaryota; Metazoa; Arthropoda; Insecta; Lepidoptera; Tortricidae. The record is from RefSeq and is a predicted model, not a curated record. Gene Ontology annotation, cellular component: trans-Golgi network; Golgi membrane. Gene Ontology annotation, molecular function: serine-type endopeptidase activity. The coding region runs from base 457 to 4368 and encodes 1303 amino acids. The transcript is spliced from 15 exons. Gene Ontology annotation, biological process: protein processing.